AUGGCGCUAUUCGGGACCUCUGACGCCCUGAUGUGCAGGGCGUUCCCGACAACCCUACAGGGGCCAGCCCGUGCAUGGUACAGUGGCCUGAAGCCAGGCACCAUCGUCUCAUUCGAUCAGCUCGCCAAGGAUUUCGAGCUUAACUUCUUGGCGUACGCCCGACCAAAGUCGUCCAUGACGUUACUCCUCGGGCUCAACCAGAAGGAGGACGAGCCCCUCUCCCAUUUUGUGAACCGAUUUACAACGCAAAUCCGCGGAUUGUCAGAUGCUCACCCCUCUCUCUUGAUGCAGGCAUUCAUGACAGGCCUGCGGCCCUCCAAGUUCUUCUGGUCGCUCGUGGAGCAUCCCCCUUCCGCGGUCCCCGAGAUGCUCCAACGCGCCGGUCAGUUUAUCGCCGCGGAGACUUGGAUGGCUAGAAAGCGGGAGGAGCACAAAAAGGUCAAGUCGGAGCCGCCCCGACAGCAACAACCCGCCGCUUCCCGGCGAAAGUUGGACGGACCUGUCCCAAGGCCUCCUCUUCCCGCCUUGAAUUCAUCUCGAACUGAAAUAUUUCUACACGAGAAGGGGAAGGGACUGCUCAAGGACCCUCACCCGAUGAGGAACCCGCGAGAGCUCGCGGACCGUUCAAGGUAUUGCCGAUUUCAUCGACAGCAUGGGCACGACACUGAGCAGUGCUACAAAUUGAAGAGGCAAAUCGAGGAGCUCAUCCUCAGAGGUCACCUCAGCCAGUACCUCCGGCCGAACAAAGAGCAGUCGCCUCGCCCAGAGGGCCCCGUCGAGCGACACAUUGAUGUGAUAGCCGGGGGCCCCGCAUCAGGCGGAGCCUCCAUGUCGGGCAGGAAGGCGUACGCCCGAGCUGCUCCCGAUGAAGCCUCGGGACACGAGCCCGAGCCCGUGAUUACCUUCCCAACUGGAGCCGCCGAGCGACCCGACCACGACGAUGCCUUGGUAAUAUCGGCCAGGGUAGCCAACGCGCAGAUGAGGAGGAUCAUGGUCGACACGGGGAGCUCGGCCGACAUACUUUACUUCGAUACCUUCCAGAGGCUAGGCCUGGCCAGGGAAAAUCUGAACCCAAUGUGCUCGACGCUCACCGGUUUCACGGGAGAUUCAAUAUCACCCCUGGGGGUGGUUACUCUGCCCUUGACUCUGGGGACCCCGCCAAAAUCGAAGACGGUGAUGACCACUUUCCUGGUAGUCGACCUUCCCAUCGCCUACAAUGCCAUACUUGGUCGGCCGACCCUCAACAAAGUCAGAGCCGUCGUCUCAACCUACUACCAGACCAUCAAAUUCCCAACCAGUGCUGGAGUCGGGGAAGUCACGGGAAGCCCCCGGGAAUCCAGGCAAUGCUACCUUACUGCCGUAUCAUUGGGCAAGAGAGCCAACACCGAGGCGCGUCUGGAGGACCCACGAGAAACGAAAAAACCAGCUCCCCAUCCCGAACCGAAGGGGUCUAUUAUCGACAUACCCUUGCGAGAAGCUCGACCAGAACAGACGGUCAAGAUCGGAUCGGAGCUACACGAGUGGGAACGAGAGCAGCUCGUCGGUCUCCUAUGGGAAAAUGCCGACGUCUUUGCCUGGUCCCUGUCGGACAUGACGGGUGUCGACCUAGAGGUCGCGGAGCAUCAUCUCAACAUCCCACCUGGCGCCCGCCCGGUGAAAUAA
Musa acuminata AAA Group (dessert banana) is the source of this 1662-nucleotide messenger RNA. RefSeq lists its product as uncharacterized. The transcript has a single exon. Bases 1 to 1662 code for a protein of 553 amino acids. NCBI's taxonomy places the organism in Eukaryota, Viridiplantae, Streptophyta, Magnoliopsida, Zingiberales, Musaceae. The record is from RefSeq and is a predicted model, not a curated record.